Messenger RNA from Copidosoma floridanum, 1775 nucleotides. Its product is annotated as STAM-binding protein-like A. The record is from RefSeq and is a predicted model, not a curated record. Gene Ontology annotation, biological process: protein K63-linked deubiquitination. Lineage: Eukaryota; Metazoa; Arthropoda; Insecta; Hymenoptera; Encyrtidae. Gene Ontology annotation, cellular component: endosome; membrane. Gene Ontology annotation, molecular function: protein binding; metal-dependent deubiquitinase activity; K63-linked deubiquitinase activity.
UCGUGUAUUUCUUGAAUCGUCGCGGUCGGAAAUCGAUGUCAGAUUUUCGCAUGUAUGUGUUUUUUAAGUAAUAACAACAACGCACGAUCACUCCGAUCACUGUCUUUAUUCAUUGUUCGUUAAGUAGGACAGUUUCGCCGUAACGCCGAUCGAUCAGUUCCAAUAGGACCCCCAUCCUAACCUACGGUCUCCUAUAGAAAAUAUAUGGAAAAAGACAGGGAAAAAAUGGAAAGCAGACGGCAGAACGACGUGAGAUUGAUGUCUCCGGAAAAGCGACUGGAGACAUGCUUCGAUAGCGCGAGAAAAUUUCAUUUCGAGCUCAACAAUUCCAUCACGAGAUACAUACGAUCAGGAAAAGAAUUAAUCAGACAAGCCGAUGUCUACUUGAAAGAAGGAGAUUUGGAGAAAGCAUUUAUUCUGUACAUAAGAUAUAUAACAAUUUUUGUGGAAAAGAUAGAAAAUCAUCCAGAGUACAAUACAAUUCCACCAAAUGAUAGGGAGCAAAUUAGGAACACGCUGAGAGACCUCUUUCCAAAGACUGAAUUACUCAAGGAGAAAGUAAAGAAACAAUUUCAAAUAGAGCAUAUUCAGUGUAAGAAAGAAAUUGAAGAAUUGGAUAGGAUAGAAGCUGAAAGGUUGAAACAGAAAGAAAGACAAAGGGUGAAAGAAGAGGAGGACAGAAAACUGCAACCAUAUUUCCCAGAAUUAAAAACGCCUCAAAUCGGAAUAAUGGCUGGUGCUGUAACUACAUCAGAAGACAAUUACAAAUCAAAGAGGCUAUUAUUACCUGCAAAUGCUUGUAUAACACCUUACUACGAAGAACAACAAGCUCAAUCGUCUAGAGAUAGAAAAGUACCAACGGUUGAUCGAUCGACCAAACCAUCAUCGUUACCUUGUGAUCGGUUAAGGGAAAUUGUUAUACCAAGUAAAAUAAUGGAAAAUUUUUUGACAUUGGCUUACAGUAACACUUUACAUAACAUUGAAACCUGUGGGAUAUUGGCAGGAAAAUUAGAACAUAAUAAAUUAUUUGUGACUCAUUUAUUAAUACCCAAGCAAUCGGGAUCUCCCGACUCUUGUAUUACAACCAAUGAAGAAGAUAUAUUUGAUUAUCAAGAUCAACACAAUUUGAUUACUCUUGGCUGGAUUCAUACACAUCCAACACAAACAGCUUUUCUAUCCAGUGUCGAUCUUCAUACUCACUGCUCAUAUCAACUCAUGAUGGCUGAAGCCAUUGCAAUUGUUUGUGCGCCUAAAUAUGACAAGACUGGUUUUUUCCAUUUGACUCCAGAUUAUGGUUUAAAUUACAUUGCUAAUUGUAGAGAGACUGGUUUCCAUCCUCACUCAGCCGAUCCUUUGCUGUACACGGUAAUUUUUCAAAUUCGAUUAAUUUUUUUACAGACAGCUAAACAUUAUAGAUUAGAUUUUAAUGCCCCUAUCCAAGCGAUUGACUUGCGAAGAAAAUGAUGAUGUUUAUCAAUCACUGAAGUUUUAAAAAAAUUCAUUAGUAUAACAUUCUUAUUCGAAUUUAACCAUAAUUUUAUGGAAAGUAAUCGAAAAAUAUAUCAAAAUCACUCAGGUAAGUAAAACUGCGUUCCAAAAAGUAUACUGUAAAUUACAAUGAUCAAAGCAGCAUAUUAUAUAUAUAUCGAAAGGUAAUUGUUUAUAAAAGUGUUAAAAUUUUAUAAUUUUCGUAUUUUGAGUAAGUUUUUCUUACAGUAUGUUUUAAUGAUGAAUCAUGUAAUUAAUUGGAAAAUUUUAUUUGUAUUUGAUUUAUU